Molecule: messenger RNA, 849 nt
Organism: Malassezia sympodialis ATCC 42132
Lineage: Eukaryota; Fungi; Basidiomycota; Malasseziomycetes; Malasseziales; Malasseziaceae
Gene: RAD14
Exons: 1
Coding region: 1-849 (282 amino acids)
Biological process (GO): UV-damage excision repair; nucleotide-excision repair involved in interstrand cross-link repair; nucleotide-excision repair, DNA damage recognition
Cellular component (GO): nucleotide-excision repair factor 1 complex
Molecular function (GO): damaged DNA binding
Source: RefSeq, a predicted model, not a curated record
AUGGCCGCGCAGCACGCUCCGCGUGCGGGCCCCACGACCGUGCGGGACGCCACACCGUCCGCGUCUCGUGCGCCCGCUGCGCCGCUGCAGCGCGACAAGGGUCUGGGCGACUAUAUUGAGUUUGAUCUGACGCGGCUCCAAAACUCCAAGGGUGGUUUCCUGGUCGAAGAUACCGGUGAUGACGCGCUGCAGGCGCUCGAGGAGCAGCGCAAGGAGCGCGAGCGCGAGAAGCAGCGCUUGCGCGAUCAAAUGGAGCCCGGGAUCAGCCUCGAUCCGACGACGCGGCCCGUGUGCGAGAUGUGCCAGUCGCCGGACAUUCUAUAUGACCCGUUCCUGCGCGUGUUCAAUGUGCGCGUGUGUCGUGCGUGUGAGCGCGCGCACCCCGAGCGGUACAGCCUGCUCACUAAGACGGAAGUGAAAGAGGUACGCAGCUAUGACUCACGGAAGGACUACCUGCUCACGGACGGUGCGUGCCGGUGGCUGACCGCAGCGGAGCUCGCUGAUGGCGAACUGCUCCCCCACCUCUUGAAGAAAAAUCCGCACAAGUCGACAUACAGCAACAUGAUGCUUUUUCUACGGUGCCAAGUCGAGCAAUUUGCGUUUUCCGACGCCAAGUGGCAGUCCCCCGAAGGACUCGAUGCCGAGUACCAGCGGCGCACGGCCGACAAGGCGCGGAAACGCACGCGCAAGUUCCAGCAGGGCCUCGACCGGUUACGAAAACGCACGAUCCGCGACAAUCUAUGGCAGCAGCGGCGCGAUGCCGAGCAUGUGCACGAGUGGACCGACGCGGGCCCCAACCGGCAGCAGUGCCGCGCGUGUGGGCAGCGCAUCAUGGUCGAGGAGCUAUAG